This is a messenger RNA of Ramularia collo-cygni, 351 nucleotides long. Its product is annotated as related to TY3B TY3B protein. The coding region runs from base 1 to 351 and encodes 116 amino acids. NCBI's taxonomy places the organism in Eukaryota, Fungi, Ascomycota, Dothideomycetes, Mycosphaerellales, Mycosphaerellaceae. The record is from RefSeq and is a predicted model, not a curated record. The transcript has 2 exons.
AUGCCCGAGCUUCCGGAGGAGUUCAAGGCAUAUUACGAUAUGUUCUUUCCUACGGAUAAGGCGAGGCGCAAGCUCCCCGACGACGAGUACAUUACUAAAGCGACUAAGAACGAUUGGAUCGAGCUUAGCGAAAGCGAGGCGGGUGCGCCUAUCCUGUUCGUUCCGAAAAAGGAUGGCUUACUACGCUUAUGUGUAGACUAUCGCGGCUUAAACGAAAUCACGAUUAAGAACCGCUAUCUACUUCCCUUAAUCAGCGAGACGCUUAAUCGACUUAGGGGCAACGCAUUCUUCACUAGCCUAGACCUCUCGGCUACGUAUUAUCGCAUUAAGAUUAAGGCUAGCGACCGCUAA